AUGGUACGAAAAACUUCUAAUAACCAAUCCCUUCUUGCAGCAGCACUAACCGCGAUUUCUGACUCCACUGUUAUUACGCAUGACGAAUAUAAACGUCAGAAGGAUAGUCCUGAUGCAAAAUUUCAUGAAGUUGAUAUUUACCAAUCUCAUAUGCAAAUUGGUCAAAUUCCAGCUAAAAACAUUAUAAAAACUCCAAAACAUAAUUUUUUGAAAACACCUAAUAAUGAUGUUAAAGAAAUUUAUGUUAAAAUAUCUUCUAAAAAGAAAAUUAGUCUUCAUAUCUUACUUUCUUGUACUGUUAAUAGUUUAAAGGAAUUAAUUUAUACACGAGAAGGUUACCCUACAUCUAAACAAGAACUUUUAUUUAAUGGACAAAUAUUGAAAGAUGAAUUAACAUUAACACAAUAUGAUAUCGAGGCUCAUUCAGUUAUUCAAUUAAAUCUUUUAUUACGUGAAAAUAAUAAUUCUAUUGGUUAUAUUAAUUCUGAACAUUUAGAUUCAAAACAUAAUUACGAUUUUACAAGUAUAACAGAUACACAAAAAUUUUAUCGUGGUAAAGAAGAAUAUACUAGACCAUGUGGAUGGAAGAGAAUUAGUACUAAAGUUUUAAACAAAUAUGAAUAUAAUAAUACUUGGUUAGGUGUUAGAAAUAGAAAAACUCAAUUUGAAUCAGCUCAAAAUGAAUGGCCUGUCUCAUUUCAUGCUACUGGUAACGUUAAUGGUAUGUCAAUGGCUGCUAUGGGAUAUGAUGUUAUUAGAGGAAAGAAUAAAUCGAGAAAAUUUUUGGGAUUAUUUUGUUGUUGUAAACAAAAUAAUAGAAAGAAACUUCAAUUUGAAUUUGGAAAUGGUGUUUAUACAACUCCAGAUGUUAAACUUGCAGAACAAUUUGCCACUAGGUUUAGUUAUGAAGGAGAAACUUAUUUAGUGAUGUUUCAGAAUAGAGUUAACCCUGAUACUUUGGUUAAGGCUGGUGAAUAUUGGGUAUUACCAAAACUUGAAGAUGUUAGAACGUAUGGUAUUUGUAUAAAGAAAGAUCCAUAUCGAGUAAAGUUUUAG
Messenger RNA from Scutellospora calospora, 1056 nucleotides. NCBI's taxonomy places the organism in Eukaryota, Fungi, Glomeromycota, Glomeromycetes, Diversisporales, Gigasporaceae. The record is from the annotation of a GenBank genome assembly.